AUGUCACAAACCAUCAAGACUAUGCAUGUGACCCUUUUGGGAACGCGAGAUGCACGUGACUCGUGCAAGCCUCCAACUCUUCUUGUAAGGCUUGGCUCGUCUUCUUACGACUUCGGUGCUGCCGCAGAUUAUAAUAUCGAUCUUUUGAAGAGAAAUGAUAAUGAAACUAGGGAGCUAGCGUUAUCAGCGUCCUUCAACACUACGCCUCUGAGCAGUUCAUAUGCUGCUACACUUGUACCAGAGGCUCAAAUAUAUGUGCCGGUCGGCUUUGACUCAGGCAAAUGGAACGAGGUUUUCUCGACAGAGCCCAAUUUCGAAGUUUGGAUGACUGGCUUCGUAGAAGCUGGUGAUAUAAGUAAACGAUUUCCCCCGAUCCCAUUGGUCAAUGAUGAGGAAAUUCCUGGUCAGAUAGCCACUGCACCGUCAUUCUCACCAAGUCCCCAAGAACUAUCAGGAGUAACUCAUGGAAUCGGAAUUUUUGCUAAGAAAUGGAAUAUCAGAUCUCUUGACGUUGCUCUGAGAGGGCAAGAGGGCAGAUUGAGUUGCGACUACCCAGGGUGCAACAAUACUUUUCCGCGCAAAUAUGAACUCAAGCGACAUAUCAAGGCUAUUCAUAGGCAAGAGUUCCGAGUAGUCUGUCCUGUUUACGGGUGUCAUCGAACUACGAAGCUAUUUAAAAGAGAAGACAAAUUUAAUGAGCACUUCCGAAAGCAUGAUAGUUCGCGAAGUUAUCGGUGUCUGAUAGAGACUUGCCAAUACGCUCCCUUUGAUAUUCCAGGAUUAAUUGAUCAUCUCACGAAAAGCCAUUACACAGGCGCCGAUGCUCAACCCAAUCUUGACUUUAUCAAUAAGAAAGUCUUGGGAACCCGUUACAUUCCAUUCUGGUUUCAUCGUUUGUGUUUGAAUGGUCGUGAUACCUGCCCAUUUGCACCUAUUGAUUGUACUUAUCGAGCCAUAGCUGAUGAUGACGAAGACCGCUCCAAGCUCAUGAUGCAACAGCACGUUCUUAGCCAUAAGCUUUCUGAUCGCCGCCAAGGACCAGCACUUUUGACAGGCUUCUUCGCAGGUAAUGACAAUUGAUUACUGGACGAUGGUACAAAAACUUGCAUGUUAUGUUCGUUCCAGGCCAGCGGCUACUUCCACCGAGAAUUUCUCUUCGACCACAUGGUGAAAAAUCAUUCUCCGGAAGGGCGUGGUUUCGUUCUUGGAAAUAAUUAUAGAUGAUCUUGGAAUUCCUGUAUCUAUAGUAUAAGCAAACCGGAUGGAAACGGAAUGUCGUCGUGCUUUGAGGCUGGGUUCAGAUUUACGAACUAUCAAGAACGCUCCCUGAUCGGUAUCUAGAAGAAUUGAUUCUCAGCCUGGGAUUAACUGGCAUGUCGUACCCGCAAUCUGCAUUCAUCUUCUGAGCGACGGCUGUCUCAUCAUCGAAAUAUUACUUAAUUUCGGAAUUGCGAAGCUAUUCUGGUGCUUCAAGAGUGCCCCGCCGGCACUGAACUUUUCCUACUUUAAUCUUUUCCUCUAUUCAAUGCCCUUUCUUUGUAGUGAUCAGCAUACACGAGAUA
Botrytis byssoidea is the source of this 1562-nucleotide messenger RNA. RefSeq lists its product as uncharacterized. Bases 1 to 1080 code for a protein of 359 amino acids. Gene Ontology annotation, biological process: regulation of transcription by RNA polymerase II. The transcript is spliced from 3 exons. Gene Ontology annotation, cellular component: nucleus. NCBI's taxonomy places the organism in Eukaryota, Fungi, Ascomycota, Leotiomycetes, Helotiales, Sclerotiniaceae. The record is from RefSeq and is a predicted model, not a curated record.